AUGGAUUCUAGAGAUUUCAUUAGCAAUUUACCGGAUGAGGUUCUUGGCAAAAUCUUGUCAUUGCUUUGGACAAAUCGUGCUGCUUGCACAUCGGUUCUGUCCAAGAGGUGGAGGAACCUGCUUGAGCUUGUAGACAACCUUGAUUUGAAUGACGCAAGUGGUGACCAUCACUACUUCUGUGAUUUCGUGGACAGAACACUUGCCCUCUUAAGCAAUUCUAUAACUGUCAAGAGAUUCUCUCUGAACUGUACGUGCCAUGAAGCUUCUCGGAUAGACACUUGGAUUCGCACUGUCCUAAAGCGUGGCUACUUGGAACUUCACUUAGAGACAGCACAUAUGCAUUAUAUAGACACUGAGUUCUUCACGAGCAAAAAACUGGUUGAGCUCACUAUAUGCGGUUGGUUUUUUCGUCGGGGUCGUCUUCCUCGAGAGGGAGUGUUUUUCCCAGCGCUUAAAUCACUUUCCCUAGUUUCGGUGGAGUUUAAAGAUGAUUACAUGUAUCAGCACUUCAUCAAUGGCUGCCCUGUGCUUGAAGAAUUAUUCCUGCAUUAUUAUAAUCCCAACAGAUCCCUGGCUUGGAAUGGUGUCGUUUCGAGUCCUUCCAUCAAACGACUAAACAUCUAUCACCGUUUACCUGAUCAGUACCAUGAGAUGGCUGAAAAGGUUUGUGUGUUUCAGACACCCAAUCUUGUGUACCUUGAAUAUUCAAGUUAUGUCAAGGAAGAGUAUGAGGUUUAUUUGCCUUCCCUUGAAGAAGCUAGACUCGAUAUUCGAUCCUGGGAGAAACUUGCAGACGUGUACGAGGGCCAGGACCAGGACCAGGACCAGGACCAGUACGAGGACCAGUACGAGGAUGAGGAUGAGGAUGAGGAUGAGAGUGAUCAUGUGGAUGGUUUUGCAAUGUAUAGUUUGGGUGAUGUUACGGAUCUGGUUGCAGGGAUAAGCAAUGUUAAAACCCUUGUCUUAUCUUCUGAUUCUCUUAAGGUGUUUCACUUGUGCUGUGAUACAAUCCCUAUGUUUCACAACCUCCUUACUCUAUCCUUUGAGAGUGACAAAGAUAUAGCUGGCAAGUUGUGCCACUCCUCCUCAACAACUCUCCAAACCUAG
Messenger RNA from Capsella rubella, 1107 nucleotides. Its product is annotated as F-box/LRR-repeat protein At2g29930. NCBI's taxonomy places the organism in Eukaryota, Viridiplantae, Streptophyta, Magnoliopsida, Brassicales, Brassicaceae. The record is from RefSeq and is a predicted model, not a curated record. Gene Ontology annotation, molecular function: protein binding.